GAGCUGCAGGAGCUGCAGCAGCGCCGGCACCAGCAGCGCCUGCAGAGGGCGCACGAGCAGCGCGAGCUGCGCGACAUGCUGGCCAAGUACUCGCCGUGGGGAAAGCCGGGCUGCGGCGCGCCCAACCCUGACGGCAUCCGCAAGAGGAAGAUGCGCCUCGACGGGCUCUUCCCCGACGACGAGAAGAAGGGCCAGCGGCCCACCGCGCUGCCAGUGGACGGACCGCCCCGAGCCUCGCCGUCUCCGUCGCCGAGCGGCGGCCUGCGCAGGGACCCGCUCAUCCACUUCCAGCCGCACGAGACGGGCCGCCGCUGCGUCGACAACCUGCUGAGGUACCGCCAGCCCGGCGAGCAGCAGCGGGCCUACAAGCAGCAGCUCGACAACAUGGUAGCCGAGAGGCGGAGAUUGCAGGCGGAGGAGGAGCGGAGGCAGAAACAACUGGAGACACAGCUGGGCUGGACGGAUAACUCGACGCUGAGGACGGCAGAGAACCAGCGCUACCGCCGCUACAACGGCCACAACAACCAGCUCAACAGCAGCAUCAGCUUCACCAGCAGGAACAACAGCAACAGCAGCAACAACUGUCUCACCUACAAUGGCCACAAGGAAGAGGACUCCGGCGGCGUGGAGUUGGUACCCCUGCUGACGAGGCGACGGCCGCCGCAGGCGCCCAGGCACCCGCUGGCCUCCACUGACGUCACCCGCGUUCGCUCCGAGCCCCCCAGCGCCAGCCCGCGGUCCUGGCUCAAGUCGGGCAGUGACUACAUCCAGGAGCUGUCCCGCCAGGUGACCACCAAGCAGCAGGAGCAGCAGAGGGCAGUGCAGGAGGAACGCGAGAGCAGCCGGAAGCACCACGAGACGUGGCGUGGCCUGUGGGGACGGCCGGGCCACGGUGCACCCCGCGAAGUCACCACCAAGGCCAACCUGGACACUCUGCUGCGGCAGGUCACCGUAAAGUAGGACCGGGCACCGGCGCCACGGCCCGCACCGUCAAAUGCGGCCAGCCGGCAUGGCGCACCUGGUCGAAUAGGGCCAGCCCAUCUCACUCCGUCAAACGGGGCCUGAGGCACUGUGCACUGUCAAACAGAGCCACCUCGAUGGUGAACUGUGAAGCCGUCCCCAGCAGGACACCAACCCUCCCCACCCCCCCCCCCUCAACCUGGUGUCGACUAGUACACUGGGAUCAGCACAAUGUAAACAAACACAGAUGCCAAUGUAUUUGUUUAUCUCAGGUCAGCAUCCUCCUCAUCCCUUCCUUCUUCUAACUAUCCCCAUGUUUCUUAAAAGUUACCUCAGUCUAGCAUUUCAUGACUUAUGGUGACUUACAUAGUUCACACUGCCCAAAAUUUCACACCCAGUGCUAAGAUAUGGAGAAGAAGUUAAGUUUUACUCUUCAUCAGUUGGCCUUCCUCAAUUGCUAGUGCUUAAACAUUCAGGAGUCUCAAGACCAACUGCCAUUGGCUAGACCAAUUAUUUACCUCCACUUACUCAUAUUAACUAUAUGAGACUGAUGAAGAUAAUAGACUUGUAUUGAGAAAAAUGAGGUUUCAUAUGUGUAUCCAUAUGUAGAUUUAUCAAAGUUUUGUUAAAUCAUUUAAGGCAAAUACCAGUACUGUUAGUUGAAAAUCACACUACUGGUGUCAUUGUCCUCCCAUGUCCAAACCUUGCUCAUGAUACAUCUCAAAUGACACUGGUAUCAUCCUUGGGAUGUUAAAAAGCUAUCUUGCACCCUUACUUCUUUUUCACUUGUUGCUGAUGAAAUUCGUUGCUCUCCCUCCCCCCUGCCCCCUCAAAAAAAUUCUUAAGCCACACUCCAUGUAACUAGAAAGCAAGGCUACAAAGCUUGAAGUUCAAUAUCUUGUGAAAUUAUAUGGGAAAUGUGUCAAGAGUAAUAUUCAGUGCAGCAUAAUUCCUUUCAAUGACUUUCAUUUGUAUGGCAAUGGUAUCUCCUGGCAAAUUUGUUGUUCUGUUUUAGUAAUUUUGUGAAAACCUACACACUGAUACUACUGACAUGUAUUGUAUCUCUCUACUCAGUCUUUUCGGACUAUAAAAUGGCUUAACAAAAUUACACAUACCACUUCAAUGUUUGAGCACAUAGAAAUAUUAUAAGUGUUAGCUCCACCAUAAGAAUCUGUACCCAAUGUUUGCUAUUACAUCCUGAAACUGCUAUUUGGCUGCAUCAAAGAGUUUGUCAUAUAUCAGGGUUAUCCAUGUUACUUCAGACCAACUGUACACAGACAGGCUAUCCAUGGUCAGGUAUUUUAGGUUUACAUAGAGGUGAAACACGGGACCAAACUGCUGAGGUCAUCGGUCCCUAGACAUACACACUACUUAAACCAAAUUAAACUAACUUAUGCUAAGAACAACACUUACACUCAUGCCCGAGGGAGGGCUUGAACCUCCGGUUGGAGGGGCCGCGCAAUCUGUGACAUGGUGCCUCAAACCAUAUGGCCACUCCAUGCGGCAAUGUGACACAAAAAUAAUUUUUGUAGAAAUGAUAUGUUGCACAAUGUAAUCUCAUCAUCUGAGACAAGUGGCUAUGACCCUAGUAAUCUGCAGCUCAGGCAUUGAAUAUAUCAAACCAUGCAGACACAUUCAGCAUAAGGUCCCCGAUUGUUGUUUUUAAGGUUUUCCUGCACACGGUGAUGAUGUCAAGAUGUCAUGCAUAUUUGGGCUCUUGUACAUGAGAUUUGUUGGUUGUAGUAGCUCCUUUUCCUAUAUGCUACUUUUGGACAAAGUUCUUUCAAGACUGUUUCACUUGCCCCAGCAAGGUCCACAUAUUGCCUAAUCUAAGGCUGAACUUGGUUCUCUGCUAACUGAUGUAAGUUCUCUGAAGAAUAAUUUAUAAAAAUUGUCAAACAGUGAAGUCACAAAAACUGUUAACAAGUCUACACUAUAAGUGAAUUUACAAUUUUCCACACAUUGUUAAUGGAAUACAAUUUAACUAUUUAUACAACACUGACACUAACAGUCAGUAUCCAUAUGAAACCUACAACCUUCUGUUAAGAAAUCACAACAAAGUCAGUUUCCCAAUAGUAUUACUUUUCAUGUGGUAUUCAACAGUUUGUUAUGCUCGCCAAAAUACUAAACAGUUCACUACUUGGUGUCACUCUGAUGUGUCUAAGCAAUGUCUGUGUAAUAUGCCACUUGAUUUUACAGAAUGUAGUAAGAAGGGAAAGCUUUACUGCAUCAAAAUGAAACCUCCAUUAACGGGAGCACUGCUGGUGCGGGUAAUAGGCAUUAUUUGAGUUAGGAGUGUGGAGUCUGUUGAGAUAUGCAGCAGUAGAAUGGAUGUGAGGUGCGUGGUUGCAAUCAAGACAUAAAACGCAGAUACUUAACAGGGGAUAAAUGAAAGGAUGCCAUGUGAUCUACACAGAAUGUAUCUUACAUUGAAUUUCUUAUAUAACUGCAAGAAUAGUUGCUGAUAAUGGAGUCAAUCAGUGUGGAAGAUGGCAUUAUAAUUUCAGCAGUGUGCAUGUAACAGGUAGAAAUUGUAGUGUCUAAUAUUUGAUAAGAUCCACAGGGCAGUUAAACUUGGACUGCUAUUAUUCACUUUUUUUCCCAGCUAGUAAUAGCACAUAGCAAUAAUAAUGACUUUAAACUGUAAUUAUGUUGGUUAAGGCACAUGGCAACAAUUAUUACAUGGCAAAUAUGACCAAUGUAUAUGAGCUCUGCCACCAGUUACACAGUCUGAUUACCAAAAAAAUUAAAGAAACUGAUAGCAAUUAAAGAAACUGAUAGCAAUUUACUAGCAGGGAGCUUACACCCGCUGCUCUGACAACCUCUUCGUAUCAGAGUAGUGCAUACACAAAAUGUCCUCAGUUAUUUAUUGGAUGUAUACCAAUCCGUGGAUUCCCCUUCAGUUUUUGCUCUCAGUUUCUACAUUUUGUACCAGGGCAGUUAUUUCUAGAUGUCUCAAUAUUUAUCAUCCCAGACCUCCUGCUACUCAGUGUUAUUUCUUUGUAUAUAUUCAAUUUCAUCACCAAUUCCAUUGGAUAUCUCUUCAUUUCUUAUCAGUCUAAUUAAUUUUCAGUAUCCUUCAUGGCAGUUACUCUGAUUCUCUUCUUUUCCAGAUUUCCCACUACUCUACUACCACUAACAUUAAAAAGUUUAUUCUAGUACUGCACUGGCUUCUUGGGUAUGUCAAGUUAGCACUCAUAUGCUUUGCUGGACAUUCACAAUCAUAAAAGCUCCAUGAGUGGAGACAGCAAGUCAGCAAUCAUAUGAUCCCAUUAACUGUAAAACAAACUGAUGUUGGGUGGCUAUCCACUUAUGCUUUAACAGAAUCUCCAUCAGCAACAACAAUCUAGUUGCAGGUAGGGAAAAUUAUACAUUAUCAGUCACCUAGUAUAAUCACAGAGAGUCUGAAGCACACACAUACACCUCACAUCUUCACUUUGAGAAUAACUGACCUAAACUGGGAAUAUGUACCAUGGUAAAGAAGAACAUUUGUGUCUUUUUCCUGAAUUACAAAAUCAACUUAUCACAAUGUUGUUUCUGAUGAUUGUACUUUUCUCCCUUAUCUCAUUUUCAAAUUUCUAUAUUAGCUAUUACAAUACAUACGUUUAACUUCAUAUUUCAAAAUUAACCGAAAAUAUCAAACUUAUUAUUCUGAGGCACUGUCCACUUUACGUAAAAUUAUGUUUUUGAAGUGCACACAUCAUUGAAAUGUACUAGCAGCAAAUUCUCAAAAAACAUAUAGUGCUGCUAAGAAACAUAAUAACUCUUUUUACUGCAGUUAUAAGGAAUAUUUGAUAAGAAUAUCACACUUGUUAGGCAAAUAAAAUUUGCCUUUUAAUAUCUAGCAGGAUUAUCACCAGCAAUAGUUUUCUGAUCAGUAUCCACUGUAUGUUUGCAGUAUUUCCAAAGUCAUUAGGGACAUGUAGAAAUGAAAACUGAAGAUAUUGAUUUCUACAUAGAAAUAUAACACAUAGUGAAAUAUUUUCAAUAAAUAUGUUGCUACUUCAUAGUAGCUUAAAUCACAUUUAAAAAUAAGAGUGAACAAACAUUUACCUUUUAAUGCAAAAGACUGUCUUCACAGACAAUUUUCUGGAUUAAACUGUUUGAUUGUUUCUGAAAGUUUAUCUCUGAACUAUUUUCAUUAGCAUAUUCUCUUAAAACAUAGUGGCUUUUUUUUUAUUCUGAUGAGUCUAUAGUAAUACAGCCUUGUGAUUUAACAGUAAUAAAAUUUCAUGUUGAUCAUUUUUAUUUUAGAGGUUUUAACCUUGACUCCAGUGACUGUGUAACAUUUACUUAAAAGUAUGGAUUAUUUCCUCAUUUGAAAUCUAAGAAAAUAACUUCACUCAGAAAGUGUUCUGGGGCUUUUAAGACUUAAUCAUUAAGCAUACCAUUGUUUGACUGUGGUGCCUUUAUUAUCUAAAGUCACCUCCAGCCAUCAAAGUGUGUUCAGUGACUCAUAAUCAUCUAACACAUAAAGCAAUCAUCUAAUAAAUUCUUAUUGUUGGUUUUUGUGAGGUAUACAUAAGACCAUAGUUUUAUAUGCUUUGUGAAUACUAAAAAAAAACAAAAAAAACAAAAAAAAAAACUUUACAAAUAUCAUAGAUCCAAUUUUGAUGUGGGAUAUUACUUAUUUAUGACAUUGGUAUGCUGAUUUAUAUCUGAUUAAACCUGUAUUAAGGUGUAGCUGAAGACAUUGUGACCAUGUUUUCGAUUUAUGGAAUUUACCAAAGGGACAUUGGAAGACAAACAUUGUAUACUGCACAAAGAUGUUAGAUUUAAAUACUAAGAUACCCCAUUAAUUGUAUAUAAUUUUGUAACAGUCAUAUAUUAUUGCUACGGCAGAAAAUUUCCUUCUGUAUAAGAGCUGUCUAAAUCUAUCACUUUCUUUCCUUUUCAGUUGGGACUACCAGAAUCAAUAUUCUUUACUUACAACAUUUCCUUGUGUUUAAUCUGAUCUUGUUAAUACAGUUUUAAUUCUGACAAUUGUACUUGUCUUCCAUAUCUCAUGUUCAAAUGUCUAUAUUGACCACUACAGCAUAUACAUUUAAUAUGGAUGGAAAAGAGAUACUAAUUUUAGGCUGAGGGCUAUUACAUGACAGACACUAAUUUGUACUGUGAACAGCGAGCCAUAUGGUCAUUUCCUACAAUCUUACGAACUGAAAUAAACUUCAAAUGCUGCAUUAAUUAGGACUUUAUUUACCAUACACCAUAAAGAAUUUCAGUAUUUAAGAAUUACACAGUUGGCACUAAAACUACAAAACAUCUGAUAAUAUGCUAUGGUAUUUGCUAUUAUGAUGGAGCUUCUUGUGUUUGGGUCUUCAGCUGAAUGCUGUGAAGACAAAUACUGAAAAAUGUCAGUAUGGAACAUGUUUAUGUUUAUUAUACUUAAAUGUAAGUGCUUCUUAAAUAUCAGCCAGCAAAUUUUUGUUGUAGCUUGAGAAAGCUAUGGCCUAUGUCAUCCAUGAGUGAAAAGAUGUGUGCUGUCUAUUUCAAAUAAGCUGGCUGUGUAUAUACAUUGGCUGUGUGUUUGUAUACAAAACAAUGAAAUAUUAGUGAUCAUCUUCAAGAUGUUUAACUAUAUACUGAAUCAAAUAAUUACAAGUACAUGUAUGAAGUGACAGAGCUGAAGAAUUGUGUGUCACACACAAGUGAAAGCAUCAAAUUUGCUUCAGCCUAGAUUCAUUUGAAACUUGCUUUAAUCAGUAGUCGUCCUACACAUCAUAUCAUUGUUAUCAUGUAACAUAAUUUUGGAAAUAAGGAAGAUAACACGAGUGUAAUUUCCCUGGAUACAGCCAUCCAAGUAAAGCUACUCAUUGAGACUAAUUUCCCUAUGCCACCAUUUUAGUAGAAAUUUGUACAAUUACUAGUUCAUUAAAUUAUAUCUUUAGAUAACCGCACUGUUUACUGUUGAUAAAUGACAGUUUUGUAUGUGACUUUUAAAUUAUGUGACUCAUAGGAGUGAAAUAUUGCAGUUUUUUUAUGAAUUACUGAUGUUACCACUGUUACAAUAAAUGUAACAUGGUUGAAUUUCUGAUUUAGCAUCAUGAAGUUGUCAACAUGACAAAAACUUCUAUUGUACUCUUAGUCACUUAAUGAAGACAUGCUUACAGUGAUAACCAUAUUACAAACUGCCAAACAAAUUUUUUGAUUAGUAUUGUAACUGUCGGUGAGAUUUUAGGAUAUUUAGAAUAUAGCUAAAACUAUUUCUGUUGGUAUAGCUGUUUAUGAAAUAGAUUAUAUUAGCUGUUUUGAGUUGUGUUCAUGAUGAGAACAACAUUUAUAUAAUGUUGACU
Molecule: messenger RNA, 7253 nt
Organism: Schistocerca cancellata (South American locust)
Lineage: Eukaryota; Metazoa; Arthropoda; Insecta; Orthoptera; Acrididae
Exons: 8
Coding region: 76-960 (294 amino acids)
Source: RefSeq, a predicted model, not a curated record